Penicillium antarcticum is the source of this 1518-nucleotide messenger RNA. It is a transcript of the gene dot1, whose product is annotated as histone methyltransferase DOT1. The transcript is spliced from 2 exons. The record is from RefSeq and is a predicted model, not a curated record. NCBI's taxonomy places the organism in Eukaryota, Fungi, Ascomycota, Eurotiomycetes, Eurotiales, Aspergillaceae. Gene Ontology annotation, molecular function: histone H3K79 methyltransferase activity; histone binding. The coding region runs from base 1 to 1518 and encodes 505 amino acids. Gene Ontology annotation, cellular component: nucleosome; nucleus. Gene Ontology annotation, biological process: subtelomeric heterochromatin formation; DNA damage checkpoint signaling; DNA repair.
AUGGGAUUUUUUGAUCAUCUCCAAAAAGGAGGGGCCGGAGCCUUCUCUCUACAGCCCAAGAAAGCGCAAAUCCGCAAAGUCGUGCAGACUCGACCUGCUGCUCCUGCACCUACACUAUCAGCAACACAAACCCCGGAUUAUCGGUCGCCGCGAGUCCCAUCCUCGUCGGAGCGGAGCCGCAAGGCGCAAACGCUCCAAGCCCAGUCAGUCUCAAGUGACACUGACGCUCGCUCAUCGAAACGCAGUACCCCCUCGCGCAUUCGCAAAAGACCUACACCAGAACAACGGCUCUCCAGCGAUGACGAUGCAAGUGAUAGUGAUGCCUCGUUCGAGGUGCGAAAGCGUGCAAGAACGAGCGCCAGUGCCGAGCCCGACCUGGAGCGGCGGCUUCGGUCAGUGAAGGCAUUCUCGGAGGAGGGGUCUCGACCUUUCAAGAUGGUGCAUGCUGCGGAUAUCUCGGGUCAAAAAGCCGGCAAGUUUAAGCCGGCGUUCGGUGCUGAGGGCAAGCCGAAACAAAUUCUUCUGCAAUACCCCAGUGCUUCGCAGCAGGAGAGGUUUGACUCGGUAGUUCCUCGAGACAAUGACGAAUUCCGGCCCAUCGACGAUAUCGUGCAGGUCAUCGAGACCGUCUCCGACAAUUACAUUCCAAGUGAAGAGGCAGACGAGUUCAACGACGAAACAACGGGUAUCAAGCGAAGGCUACGCCGAGCUCUGGCUGUCACGUCCGAGAGCCAAUUUCGGGGGGCUGUUGGUGACUACAACAAGGCUAUCCAGCGACUGAGAAGCAACGGCAGUCUUGCCAGGCAUUUAGACACAACGGAACGCAUCAGUUUACCAUGGGUAGAGCGAAUCUUGACUCAAAUUUAUGCGCGCACAGUAUCACCUCGGGUCGACUCCCUUCGGCAAUACGAGAACGGCACGGACAACGUCUAUGGAGAGCUCCUCCCGCGCUUCAUCAGCACAAUUUUCAAGGAAACCAAGCUCAAGUCAGGCCAGGUGUUUGUCGACCUUGGAUCUGGCGUAGGUAAUGUGGUCCUACAAGCCGCUCUCGAAAUUGGAUGUGAGAGCUGGGGCUGUGAGAUGAUGUCAAACGCUUGUGAUUUGGCCGAGUUACAGCAGUCCGAGUUCAAAGCGCGAUGCCGUCUCUGGGGACUUUUGCCAGGCAAGACGCAUCUUGUCCGGGGUGAUUUUCUCGAGCAAGAGAGCAUUAUCAGUGUCUUGAAACGGGCUGAUGUGGUGCUUAUCAACAAUCAAGCGUUUACACCACAACUUAACAACGAACUCAUUAACCACUUUUUGGAUAUGAAGGAAGGCUGCAAGAUCGUCUCACUCAAGUCAUUCGUCCCGGCAGGCCACAAGAUCCAAUCUCGCAACCUCAACUCUCCUAUCAACCUCCUUCAAGUUCAACAGAAGAAUUAUUGGUCAAACAACGUUAGCUGGACCGACGUUGGCGGUACAUAUUUCAUUGCCACCAAAGAUAGUUCUCGGCUUAAGUCAUUCAUGGACAGCACUCUAUGA